This is a messenger RNA of Candida albicans SC5314, 486 nucleotides long. RefSeq lists its product as uncharacterized. NCBI's taxonomy places the organism in Eukaryota, Fungi, Ascomycota, Pichiomycetes, Serinales, Debaryomycetaceae. The transcript has a single exon. The record is from RefSeq and is a predicted model, not a curated record. Gene Ontology annotation, biological process: mRNA splicing, via spliceosome. Gene Ontology annotation, molecular function: RNA binding. The coding region runs from base 1 to 486 and encodes 161 amino acids. Gene Ontology annotation, cellular component: U2-type spliceosomal complex.
AUGACUAACCACCAACAGGAGGACCCUGCAUUAUCAUCUACAAAUGAAUUUAAUUCUUCAAGUGGUGAAGAUUCAUCAUCUGAUUCUUCCUCCUCGUCCUCUUCUGAAGAAGAAGAAGAAGACUUGAUGAUUACUAAACCCAUUUACAUGUCCAAGACUACUAGGAAUAAAAAAGGUUCUCUCAAUAAUCAGAUCACGAAUACAAAUGAAGAAAAAGGACAAUUAGAGGAAAAAAGUGGUGAUAAUUCAAGUGAACAUACUAAUAGGAGGAAACAAAUCACAAUAUCAAAACUCGAUCAUCAAGUAAUUCAAGAUCCUAGUGAUAAUAAAUUGGAAUUUGAUGGAGUUGAUGAUACUGAUGAUAUUGAUCCUGAAUUAGAAUAUGAAAAUUGGAAAAUUAGAGAAUUGAAUCGAUUUAAACGGGAUCAAGAUAUAAUUAAACAAAUUGAAUUAGAAAAAGAAGAUCAAUUACGUAGAAACAAUUGA